This is a messenger RNA of Fusarium verticillioides 7600, 542 nucleotides long. RefSeq lists its product as hypothetical. Gene Ontology annotation, molecular function: actin binding. The record is from RefSeq and is a predicted model, not a curated record. Bases 54 to 455 code for a protein of 133 amino acids. Lineage: Eukaryota; Fungi; Ascomycota; Sordariomycetes; Hypocreales; Nectriaceae. The transcript has a single exon.
AUUCUCCCUAUCUACUCUUAUCAAUUUUCUCCGAUUAGCCGAGACUGUGAAAUAUGUCGGUGUGCAACGAUGUUUCGCCGGAUUGCCCGACGGUCCUUGCCCAGCUCAGAGAUGAUAAGAAGUUCAAAUACAUCAUCUAUAAAGUUGUCAACAGUAUGUUGGUUACCGACACCACCGCCUUGGACGGUGACUGGGAUGACCUUAAAGAACGUCUGCUCAGCGACCACCCGAAAUAUCCAGCAUUCGCUAUCUACGACUUUGGCCAAGAUUAUCAACACAAGCUUGCCUUCAUCUCCUGGCUACCAGACGCAGUCCCCCCGAGUAUCAAGAUUACUCAUGAAUCCAACCGGGCUGUUGUCAAGACAAUGCUCGAUAGCCCCAGCAUUGACAUUUACGCUAGCGACUCUGCGGAUCUAGACGAGGGUCCUAUCCUUGAGCACCUCGAUAAGGUCUGAGCAUACUGUCAUUGUGCGCAAAGAAUGGAUGCUCAUUAUUAUGAUGGUGGCCCUUAGAGGUAGCGGUGGAUGAACAUCCAUGGCCAU